Messenger RNA from Penicillium cinerascens, 231 nucleotides. Its product is annotated as cold-shock protein. Lineage: Eukaryota; Fungi; Ascomycota; Eurotiomycetes; Eurotiales; Aspergillaceae. The record is from RefSeq and is a predicted model, not a curated record. Gene Ontology annotation, biological process: negative regulation of termination of DNA-templated transcription. Gene Ontology annotation, cellular component: cytosol. The transcript has a single exon. The coding region runs from base 1 to 231 and encodes 76 amino acids. Gene Ontology annotation, molecular function: transcription antitermination factor activity, RNA binding; RNA binding.
AUGUCGGACGCAGAACGUGUGCAGGGAACCUGCAAGUGGUUCAACGAGGAGAAGGGAUACGGCUUUAUCACCCCUGUCGGUGGUGGCCAAGACUAUUUUGUGCACUUCCGGGCUAUUCAAGUGCGUGGUUUCAAGGUUCUGAAGGAGGGUCAGGCGGUCACCUUUGUCCCAACCCAGGGUCAAAAGGGAAUGGAGGCGUCUGAGGUCAUCCCCGAGCCCGAGUCCCAGUGA